GUCGUACUAUCGGCGUUGUAUUAACACUAGUUGACCAACAAAGGCCAGCACACGCACUUGUUUGUAUUCAACGAUCGAUAGUUGGCGUUCGUGAUCGUGAUCCUUAUAUCAGAACGUUGCGAUAAUGGAUUGCAUAAGUGGUUGGUGCAGGAGUCAGCGGCGGCUUGUCGGAAUGACGGCUAUAAUUACGGGUUGCAACAGCGGCAUCGGGAGGGAGACUGCCGCCGAUCUGUAUUCCAGAGGAGCCCGUGUCAUAAUGGCAUGCCGAGACACUAACAAGGCGGAAGUAGCCAAAACUGAUAUAGAAAAUGAAAUUGAUAAAACCGAAAUCAGAGGUGAUUUGAUAGUGGAAAAGCUGGACGUAUCCAGUUUGAAAUCAGUUCGAGACUUCGUAUCCAAAAUAUUGGAGACGGAACCACAGAUACAUAUUCUGAUUAAUAAUGCAGGCGUCAUGAUGUGUCCUGAAUCUAAAACAGAGGACGGCUUCGAAACCCACAUCGGCACAAACCACUUCGGUCAUGCACUAUUGACUCUAUUACUGCUGCCGAGAAUGAUUAAAUCUGCUCCAUCAAGAAUAGUGUUUGUUUCAUCUAAAUUACAUACAAGCCACAAAGUGGAUUUGGAUGAUCUUAAUUUUGAAAAGUCAGAAUACAACGCUAAUGUGGCAUACUGCAGAAGCAAGGGAGCAAACGUGCUUUUUGCUAAAGCGCUUGCUAUAAAAUUGAAGGAGCACAACAUAAAAGAUGUAACUACGUACAGUUUACAUCCAGGAGUCAUCAAGACAGAUAUCAGCAGACACUUUGACAAGACGGUAGCACGUGGCGCUACUUGGGCGUUUAACAACGCUGGAAUGUUCCUGAAGUCGCCCAAGUGUGGCGCACAGACUUCAAUAUACUGCGCUGUUGAUGAAGCUUGCAAUGAAGAUAGUGGCCUCUAUUAUAGUGACUGUGCCGUAAAGCGUCCAUCGAAACAAUGUCAAGAUGAUGACUUUGCAAUUCAAUUCUGGGAGAAGACUAUCGAAUCUCUCAACUUAAACAACUACAAUGCUUUUGGAGACUCCGAUGCGCCGAAAUCUUUACUCGCCUAAUUUUAUGGCCCGUCUGAGUCUAGUUGAUUAUUCGAGUCGUUUUGUUAGUGUGUGCACUAUGUGUAAAAUAAAAAUGUAUGAUGACACUGUGUGUUAGUGUGAUACAAAAAAAGUGUGGUGUCUAUAUUUUAAAAUUAAGAGUAAGUAUUUGAGAUUGUUUAUUAGAUUUUGAAAUACCUUUAACGUAUUCC
Messenger RNA from Achroia grisella, 1278 nucleotides. Its product is annotated as retinol dehydrogenase 11-like. The record is from RefSeq and is a predicted model, not a curated record. The transcript has 6 exons. Lineage: Eukaryota; Metazoa; Arthropoda; Insecta; Lepidoptera; Pyralidae. The coding region runs from base 125 to 1087 and encodes 320 amino acids.